Messenger RNA from Coregonus clupeaformis (lake whitefish), 3160 nucleotides. RefSeq names its product T-box brain protein 1. The coding region runs from base 289 to 2316 and encodes 675 amino acids. The record is from RefSeq and is a predicted model, not a curated record. Gene Ontology annotation, biological process: positive regulation of DNA-templated transcription; regulation of neuron projection development; commitment of neuronal cell to specific neuron type in forebrain. Lineage: Eukaryota; Metazoa; Chordata; Actinopteri; Salmoniformes; Salmonidae. Gene Ontology annotation, cellular component: nucleus. Gene Ontology annotation, molecular function: RNA polymerase II cis-regulatory region sequence-specific DNA binding; DNA-binding transcription factor activity, RNA polymerase II-specific. The transcript is spliced from 6 exons.
AAAUAGGGUUUAUGGGCAAAGCCCUCAUGAUUAUCCUAAUUAAAAGCUGUCUAAUUAAAUUAUUGUCUUGAGCUAACCAAUAGCAAUAGUUGUUUCAUUAGCAUUGCAUGAAGAGUGAUGAAAAGCAAAUCCUUCCUGAUUGCAGGAUAGUGUCAAUUGGCUCAUUUGCUCUCUUACUCAAAGUGACGGAAAACAUAGGAAGGCGAUUCUUUUGGGUGUGUUAUGUAGAGUUAGGAGUGGGCAAAAGAUUGCGAUUCCAUAUAGGUUGCGUUAAUAGUGUUGAGAGCUAUGCAGCUCGAGAAUUGCAUUUUGCAAGCUAGUGGGCUCUCCAAGAAAUGUCUGAAUGUGGGCAGUGGCUACCCAAGCUCAGAUGGAUCUGAGCUCUCCUUGCAGGACCAUCCUAUUAUAUCUGCUAGUGACAACCUGGAGAGAAGUUCAACUCUGAAAAAAAAUUCCAGGGGGAUGACGAACCAGUCAGAGGCAGACAAUUUCCCCGACUCCAAGAACGCAUCAGGGGACGUCCAGAGAGGCAAACUCUCGCCUGAUCUUCACGGAGUCUCUGAAAUUCGUCAUAAUUUCGAUGGAUCUACAGGAGAAAGGUAUAUCCUUUCGCAAUCUAGCCAACCACAGUCAGUCUCAGCAACUCCAAGUGCUAUGUUCCCCUAUCCGAGUCAACAUGGACCAGCGCACCCGGCUUUUUCUAUUGGGAGUCCGAGUCGUUAUAUGGCCCACCAUCCAGUCAUCACUAAUGGAGCGUACAACAGUCUUCUGACCAACAGCUCUCCGCAAGGCUACCCAACCGCGGGUUACCCAUACGCCCAACAGUAUGGACACACUUAUCAAGGAGCGGCGUUCUACCAGUUUUCCUCCGCGCAAGCUGGGCUGCUGCCUGGGAAAGCGCAGGUGUAUCUGUGCAACAGGGCCCUGUGGCUGAAGUUUCACAGACAUCAAACAGAGAUGAUAAUCACCAAACAAGGACGACGAAUGUUCCCCUUUUUGAGUUUCAACAUUUCUGGUCUGGAUCCGACGGCGCACUACAACAUAUUUGUGGAUGUUAUUCUUGCCGAUCCAAAUCACUGGCGAUUCCAAGGUGGCAAGUGGGUACCAUGUGGCAAAGCGGACACCAAUGUGACAGGAAACAGGGUGUACAUGCACCCUGACUCUCCAAACACCGGUGCGCACUGGAUGCGCCAAGAAAUCUCAUUUGGAAAGCUGAAGUUAACGAACAAUAAAGGAGGCUCAAACAACACGGGACAGAUGGUGGUUCUACAAUCGCUUCACAAGUACCAGCCAAGGCUCCAUGUGGUGGAAGUCAACGAAGACGGAACGGAGGACUCCAGCCAACCUGGAAGAAUACAGACGUUCACCUUCCCAGAAACACAGUUCAUCGCAGUCACAGCUUACCAGAAUACCGAUAUUACCCAGCUAAAAAUCGACCACAAUCCAUUUGCUAAAGGAUUUCGGGACAACUAUGACACUGUCUACACAGGUUGCGACAUUGACCGAUUAACGCCAUCCCCGGGUGACUCGCCUCGCUCUCAGAUCAUGCCUGGUGCGAGAUAUGCCAUGGCUGGUUCUUUCCUACAGGACCAAUUUGUCAGCAGUUAUGCCAAAUCUCGCUUUCACCCUGGCGUAGUGACUGGACCUGGCACGGACCGCAGCGUCCCACUUAGUAACAGCUUGCUAUCCCCGCAACAAACCGAAGAGCCCACAGUUGCAUCCCCGCAGCGAUGGUUUGUCACCCCUGCCAAUAACCGACUGGACUUUGCCGCCUCGGCGUACGACGCUGCCGCGGCUGCUGAUUUUGCCGGUAACGCGGCCACCCUGCUGUCCUACGCAGCAGCUGGAGUAAAGGCACUUCCACUGCCCACUGCAGGGUGCUCAAACAGACCUCUAGGUUACUAUGCCGACCCAUCCGGCUGGGGCACACACACACCACCCCAGUACUGCAAUAAGUCUAGCUCUGUGCUCUCUUGCUGGCCAACAAAUUCUGUUGGCAGAACAGGCACCUCCAACUACCUGGUUGAUGACGCGGACACCAUCCCAACAGAAAGGUCACCCAUCGGAGGGUCUAAUGAGGCAAAACCAAAAGACUUAUCCGAAUCCAACUGGAUAGAGACGCCGUCUUCAAUGAAGUCGAUUGAUUCAAGUGAUUCUGGUAUUUUUGAGCAAGCUAAACGGAGAAGAAUCUCACCGUCUGCUACACCGGUUUCGGAAACAGUGUCCCGGUUGAAAUCUGAGAUCUUGCCUCCAAGAGAGUGUGAGAAAAAUUGCGCCAAGGACAUUGGUUACUAUAGUUUCUAUCCACACAGUUAGACAACCACAAAACGGGAGGGAAAUGGUGUUCUAUUUAGAUUAAUCUAUCUUUAUAUGCAACCGAUAAUAUCCAACUGAUAGGCCGCUCAGUUGCAAUGCACACCCUGUCUUGGACCAACAUUGACAACGAUUUAAAGAUGUCGGCAUGUAGCGCAUAGGCCUACUGGGGAAAUGUAGGCGAUAUUGUUCCAUUUAACGUAAUUCGUUUGCUAUCUAAUAGCUGAAGGCCUACAUACAGUAGCCUAUUUAUUUAAUUUAAACUAGUUUUAAUCAACAACUAUUGUCUAUUGUAAUUAUAAAAAUGAUGUACAUAAUAGGCUAUUUAACCAUUUAGUGAUAUUGUGAAAUGAUUGUAAACUAUUGAAUUGAUUUGUAAGAUUUUGAAGUAUAGAAAUACUCGUUGGUUGUGUUUUAAAAACGCACAUCGGCCUAUGCUAUAGUCAAGUGAUCUCAUACAAUGUGAUUUAAAAAAAACAUCGACAGUCUAUGAUGGCUAUUUCGUUGUGUAACAGAGCGAGAUCUGAGUACAUGUAGCCUAAUUAUUUAUGUUCCCAUUGUAGUACUCUUUGUCCAUAAUGUUCAAUCACAGUGUCAGUACAACAUAUUCAGAUGUUAGACAUUUGAGGACACAGCCAUUUUAUCAAACUCAAAAUAAGACGGAAAUUCAUUAUAGGUGUGGUAAUAAACGUUAUAAAUAUUAAUAUAGUGUAAUUUUUACUACAUUAAUAAGAGAAGAAACAUGUAAUUUUCAAGUCUUUCUCUGACCAUUCAUUAUUUUUUAUAGAUUGUGUUGUAUGUGAAAGCUUCUGUAUCUGCUGUAAUGUGCUUCAUUGCAAUAAACGAU